Molecule: messenger RNA, 3140 nt
Organism: Daktulosphaira vitifoliae (grape phylloxera)
Lineage: Eukaryota; Metazoa; Arthropoda; Insecta; Hemiptera; Phylloxeridae
Exons: 10
Coding region: 189-2096 (635 amino acids)
Source: RefSeq, a predicted model, not a curated record
UUAAAAGUCCAGUAAUUAUAAAAAGUAAUACUCUAAAGUAUGAUUUGAUUUCAUAAUAACAAAUGAGAAGUCAAUUUUACAUUAGUCUAAGAUUAACUUUUUUUAAUUAAAUAAUUGACAAAAAAGGGAUAUAUUAUUUUUUUUAGGAGUUCAGGCUAAUAUGUUUUACUAACAUAUAAUUAAUUUAGAUGUACACAAUGGACAUAGAUCUAAAAAAUCGUAAUGAUUGGGAAAAAAGAAGAAAAAUUAGAAUAGUUCAAGUAAGAAAUCAGUCAAAAGAAAUUUCCAAAAAAAUUCGAGAUAGUGUUUUUUAUUCUACUAAAAAUGAAUAUGAAGACCUUGAGAUAGAAAGAUAUCAAAAUGAACAAAAAUAUAAGUCAUUAAUUUUAAAUAAAUUAAAAAGUGAUUUUAGUUAUUUAAUCCAAGAUAUAGGUAAUGGGUAUUCAUUAGCUUCAGAAGAGGGCAACCCUAACAUACAGUUAGCUGAAAAAAGAUUAAUAAACCGUUAUAAAGCACUCUCUAGAGGAGUAGAAGCUAAAAAGAAACAAGAUCACAUGAUGGAAAAUAUAAAAAUGGAUUUAGAAAUGAAAGAAAAAAAAGCUCAUUAUAUUAAAACAGUAGAAAAAAUUCGUUCUUCAUUAAUUACAAGUGUUCCGAAAGUUGGUUAUGAUGUUGACCUAAAAAAUAACAAAAAAAACAGAUGCAUUCUUAUUCAGAGUCAAACUAUUUUAGAUGAAUCCAGCAUUUCUGAUUAUAGCUCUAUGAAGUCAAAUAUUUCAAAACCAUGGUCCAGAUCAAUUAAUAAAGAAAAUGAAGAACCUAAUAAUUUAAAAUCUAAGUUAGAUAUUGAACCUGAAAAAAACAAAGAAACUGUAUUUAAAUUCACUCAAUUGGAAAAAAAUAUAGAAAUGUAUAAAACUUUAGUUGAUCAAUUGAAAAAAUUAUCUUCAGAAGAACAAGAAAUUUGUUGUAAAACACAGAAUAUCCUGUCUGCAAACUUAAAAAAUGAUUCAAAAGAAAUUAAAAAUCAAUAUGAAGAUAUGCAAAAUAAACAUGUAAGUGACAGUUCCAAAGUAAAUUGUGCAAGGAAAUGUAUGGAAAAUAUGGACUUAAAUGAUUUAAAACUAAAUUCUUCAAUUUGUUCUUUAAAAAAGAUUGAUAAAUGCAUUAAUGAAAAGAAUAAUUUAGUUGAGUUCCCAGAUAGGCAUGAAAAACAUUUAAAAGUAAUUCAAAAUACACAAAAAAAAAAAAUUCCAUUAGCCAAUAUUAAAAGUAUGUUAGAUCAUAUUGAUACAAAAAAAAAAAAAUUAUCUGAUGAGCUAUAUAAAAAUUUAAAAUAUCCAACAAAAUCAGCAAAAAUACAAAGAAUAUGUACGUCAAUUAAACCAACUAAUACUGCUAGUUUACCAAAUAAAAGUACUAUAAAUAUUGAUAAACAUACUACUUCUUCCAAAUCUAAAACUAUGGUGAAGCAAAAUUCAAAGGAAAAAAACAAAAAUGAUUUAUUAAAUUAUAAGCCAAAUAUUGAUAAUGAUUUGAUGAGGUACAUUAAUAUGUUGUUAAAAAUGAGUCCAUCGGAUGUUGCCAAUCUCUCUAUAUCAACUUCAUCCAACUCAAGCGAUAUAAGUGGAAAAAGUGUACUUAAUGAAUCAAAUGAUAAUUUAGAAUAUUAUAAAAAGUUACAUAAUGAAAUAUUUAAAUUAACCAAAGAAGUACCUAAUAUAAGUAAAGAUAUUGAUCUUGAUUCGCCCAAUAAUAUCAGAGUUCUAAACUGUCUCCAAAAAAUAACGGAAUGCUACAUAGAACCAACAAAAGAACUAAAACAUAUUUGUGAAGAAUCUCCACAAGACCUAUCUGAAAUUUCAAUCAUAUCCACUAAUAAUAAAAUUCAAAAUAUAUCACAAGAAAGCCCUAAAUAUUCAUCAUCAAUAGACGAAAAUUGUAUUUUAGAACACUUGAGCACACUUUUAAAAGAAAAAGGACUUAUACAACCAAACUAUGAUUGGCCAAUGUUUGAAACCAGUAAUAAUGAUGAUGAUAAAAGUUUAACUGAUUUACUUUUAGCUGUAAAUCCAGUAAAAUCAUUUUGUAAAUAAAACAAAUUAGCUUAAUCAUUGCAUUAAUAAUAAUAUAAAGUAAGAGGUAAUUAUAAUUUAAACUAUAAAUUAUUGAUACAUAAUGAUAUACUAAAUUUUACAAAAUGCAGUUUCUUUUAAAUAUUGAAGUUUUAAAGAGCUAAUGUUUGUAUUUCUUAUUCUAAAAAAAUUCAUUCAAUAUGAAUAGAUUAAAUAAUAUUAAAAACUUUUGUAUAAGAAAAAUUUUAAUUAGUUAAGUGUAAAAAAACAAAUAUAAAAUCAAUUUUAAUAGUUCAUAUAUAUUUAUUUUUUUAAUAAUGUAUAUUAUAAUACUGUUAAUAUUUACAUUUUACCAUUAUUAAAAAUAUAAAUUAACUUUAAAAAAAAAUUUUUUUUCUUAACCAAUCCUUAAUGAAUUUAACUAUUUAGUAUUAAUGUAAAAUGCUUUAUUGAUAAUAUAUUAAUACAUUCUAUAAAUAAACACUUAAAAUUAAAACUUCAGGUAACUUAAUAUAAGAUGAACCAAAUUUCAAAACUUUUUUUUAUUGACAUCAUCAAAAAUUUCCAAUUUAAUGGUCCAGAAUUACUAGUAUAUGAUCACCUCUGGAGUUUCAACAGACAGUUAUCCACUCAUUGAAUUUGAUGUCUACUACCCACAGACAGUUUUGUUAAUUUCACCAAAUAAACAUUUAAUUCCCUUCUUAUAGUCUUACUCCUCUAGAAAAAUUUUUUUGUGAAAUAUGAAUUUGUUAAUAUUUUUAAUAUAAUUUUAAAUAUGUCAAGUAAAAUUUUUUCAAAAACAAAUCGUAAACCAAUGUUCUUUAAAAACAAAUUGAGAUUGAUAAAACUAAUGUACCAUCUGUGCCCAAGUAAUCAUUAAAUAACUGUUUGCCAAAACUCUGGAGGUAAUCAUAUGCUAGAUGUAAUUUUCGCUCAUUAAAUCGAAAAAUUUUGAGAAUUGCAAACAAUACAUUUCAAGAUUAUUUAAGAAGUUAAAAAAUUGACAUAAUCUUUGUUUAAUUUGUAUAUUAAACAGUUGGGUAUUACCCUUUUUUUUAUUUAAAA